This is a messenger RNA of Orbicella faveolata, 1864 nucleotides long. RefSeq lists its product as uncharacterized. NCBI's taxonomy places the organism in Eukaryota, Metazoa, Cnidaria, Anthozoa, Scleractinia, Merulinidae. The record is from RefSeq and is a predicted model, not a curated record. Gene Ontology annotation, molecular function: metalloendopeptidase activity.
CAGUAUAUUGGAGGGUUUCUGUAUCAGAAAUAAUUUUGUGUCAAUUAAGAAUGCUGUGUGACCUGCUUGUUGACGUAAAGAGGUAUAAGUUUUGGCCUUACUUACAAAAAAUUAUUCCUCCAAUAGUAACCAAAAAUGACAGUCUUGUGGAUUCUACUGAUAUUGGGGAUGACAUAUGGAGAAGAACAGGUGGAAUUCGAUACAUCUGAUAACAGCAUUUUGGCUGCCUCAAUUGAAUGUCCGCCAACGUACACUGUCAAAGCCACAAUUGGGUGCAGGUUUCACUUGAAGAACAAUGGCAAACAGGACUAUUCUGUUCUCAAAUGGAGUACACCACUGGAAGGAGCGACCUCUGAUUGCCUGACUGUCACUCGCAACGGGAAGAAGUUAGAAUACGAUGGUAUUUACAGGAAGCGCAGUGUUCCAGGUCCCGAUCAAUUCUUGACCGUUAGAGCUGGACAAACUCUCUCAUCGACGUUUCAAGUGUCCGAUGCCUUCGAUUUGACCAAGGCUGGAGUAUAUUCUAUUGCUGUAGACACUUAUUUAGAAUAUGUAGUAGGUAGCGCAGCCAGCAAACCAGAUGUCAAGAGAAAAAUUCGUCACCUUUCGUCACCUGCCGUAAGUUUCCAAAUAGUUGGAAGAAGUUCCUCUAAGGGAACCCUGGGUCAAAAAGCACGCUUUCUUGAAAGUAGAAAGCAAACUAAACAAAAUGGGAUUUUUCAUGGGACAUUUGGUGGCGGGGUCUCACGGAAAAGUAUUUUACCGGUACCGCCUGUUGUAACGGGAGGCUCCAAAUACCUACAAGUCGGUACAAAAACAGCUCAUAAUACUGCCUACAAUACCAUAAUAUCUUUUCUUGCGGCCCCACAGACCAAGAAACAGCGCGUUACGCUUUGGUUUGGGGCAAAUCAGUUAAAUAAUGUCGUCAAAAAGUUGCAAAAAAUGGCAGGCGUAUUAGAAAAGGAGACGAUUACCUAUACUUUUGAUGGGCCUCAUUGUGAUGCCACAACAUAUGCGUACACUUUCAAAAACACUCGUGAAAUUUUCCUAUGCCAACUUUACAAGGAGGCCGCACCCGUAGGUGCCGACAGCAAGAUGGGAAUUUUAACGCAUGAAUUGAGCCAUGCUAUAGUCAGCACCGAUGAUAUUGUAUAUGGCCAAAGAGCUUGUAAAGAGCUGGCCAAGGCUGCCCCAGGUCGGGCUAUCAACAAUGCUGACAACUUCGAAUAUUUUGUAGAAACCUUGUAGAGUUGGCUAUAGCAUCAGCAGAACAGGUAGAUUCGCACAACAGCCAGAUUAGAACAAGUAGCGCGACAGACACACAAGGGUCAUCGGCGUAAAAUACCGCGAAGCAAGAGUAUUUUUUGACAACGAACGUAAAGAGCGAGUACUUUUCCAUUCGGGCUGCUCACUCUGUCCGCUAAUAUGCUUGUUCUGCAGGUUUCUUUGACCACGGAUUUCAUGUAAUGAGUAAAACAUUGGAUAAAACAAUAUUUUUUAAAAGAGCCGUAGAUAUUUAGAAUUAAGGGAUGCGUUGCAUGGUAAUGCGUAUGUGCAAUUUCACAACGUCAUAAUUCGGGCUCAGGAAAACAGGGUACGUUUACUACAUAUCACUAAGCAGCUGAUGUUUAAAAUAUCUAAAAUUAAACUCAAUAAACUAUGUUGAUGAUUUUGUAUCCUACAAAGAUACAUGCUCGCAAUCCUGCUACAGGCCCUUGCCAAGAAAGAAAUCUAAUAAACGUAAAUCGAAUUAUUGUCACUAUUGUGGGGAAAUUCAUUAAUAUGCAGUUUAUCGUAUGAUUAUUAAAAAGUACCUGUAAAGAUAUAUAGAAUCUAAAAAUAAAGGGAUGUUACUUCGAUCGUU